GAAUUUGAUAGUUCUAUGAAGUUCUUGUCCACUGAGAUGAUACGUGAGUGCCUGAAUGUCUGUGUUAACGUGGGCGUUGAAAAAGAGAGGUCAUCUACCUCGAUAUGUCCACCUCAUUUGCCGAUGCGGGGCAUGAAGCAAUGAGCUUGUAUGCACGAUUCAUUUGUACUUUCGCAGGGAGUAUAAAUGUAGUCCGAACGUACUGAUUUCAGGUAACAAUAAUUCUUCCCCCUAUCUGUGAGAUCUCUUGGACUACUACGGAGCAGUGUACAGCAUGCCUGACCAAGGCUCAGUAUUUGAUUACAUCGUCGUUGGAGGAGGCACCGCAGGAGUGGCUAUUGCAUCCCGUCUGAGCAAGUAUCUUCCUAAUUGCAAGAUUGCAUUGUUCGAGUCCGGUCCAGAUGCCACUCAUCACCCUAAAGUCAAUGAUCCCAACCUUUGGCCCUCUCUCAUUCAAGAAGGUCUUCUCGUUGAUUAUCAAACAACGCCUCAAGUCCACCUUGACGACCGAGUCGUCCCAGCUAAUCUAGCAGGCCGUCUGCUUUCUGGAUCUAGUGGUACUAAUGUGGGUGUAUGGAUGAGAGCCUCGAGGACAGACUAUGAUGUCAUCGCCAAAGCGGCCGGACAUUCCAGAUUCACGUUCGAAAAGUUGCUACCUUACUUCAAGAGACUUGAAAAUCACUGGGACGUGAAUGCUGGUUCGAAGUAUCACGGCUUUAGUGGUCCCUUUCGUACGGUUGGUGGGCGAGAAUACCCUCUGAGGCAGCCAAUAUUGCAGAGUGCGGAAAGACUUGGGAUUCCAUACAAUCCUGACUCUGCCAAUGGCGACCCAACUGGAGUCAGCGACUUGACUCAAAAUUUUCGUAUUAUUUCGCCCUCGAAGUCCGAACGGCAACAGAGUGCGAAGGUCUAUGAUCUUACGAGAGUGCACGUCGAGUGCGAUAGUCCAGUUGCUCGGAUCAUCGUCGAUACAACGGGUACUGCAAAGGGACUCGAAUUGGUUUCUGGGCAGAAAUUCCACUCCAGAAGAGAGGUCAUCAUCAGCUGUGGAGCCCAUAAAACACCUCAAAUUCUUCUUCUAUCUGGAAUUGGUCCUAGAGAAGAAUUGGAGAAGCAUAGAAUCCCACAAAUACUAAACUCGCCAGCUGUCGGGCAAAAUCUACACGACCACUCUCAGCUUACCUUAUUCUUCAAGCUCAGAGAUCCUAAAAAGGGGCAAGCUUUACCAUUCAAUGGUACAAUGAAACCUGAGUUUGGGCACGGCACUCCUUGGGAGUUUAACAUAUUUUCACAUAUACCUGCCUCUGAACUUUCGCCAAUUCUUACCUCCGAUGGCCUUCCUGGGGUAGCUGACGAAACACAUUCUUUGUUGGGAAACAAAAGAUGCCAUACAAUGACCAUGCCGAUUUACUUCCCCAUCCAAGCAAAUCCCCUAGCCAACCCUGACAUUGGUAUUAUGGCCGGAACACAUGUCUCAUUUGUUGCUUUACAUCUCCUGCCAGUCUCACGCGGGACCAUCGCGCUCAAAUCCGCCAAUCCAAAAGACGAACCUAUCAUAGAUCCAAAGUUCAUGUCUACGAACACAGAUCGCUACAUAAUACGCCGGGCAAUACGAGACGUUCUACGGCUUGUUGAGACCGAACCACUCGCUUCAGAACUGGACGGCGAAGCACCGCCGCUUGAUCAUGGACACCCAGCGCUGACAAGUAAAAGCACGGAUGGGGAGAUCGAUGCAAGGGUUCGUCGGUAUGUGAGUACCAUUUCGCAUCCGAUGGGGACAUGUGCAUUGGGGAAGGUGCUGGACACUGAGUUUCGUGUGAAAGGUGUAAAGGGUUUGAGGGUUUGUGAUGCGAGUGUCUUUCCGGAACCUCUCGGGGCAAUGCCGAUGCAGACUAUCUACGCGUUGGCAGAACUGUGUGCAGAUUUGAUUGCUGGCCAGGCUGAAACUUGAGGUUCUUAGAUUAUCAAAGGAAAUCAGAAGACAUCGUAGCUGUCAAUAUAACUACUGAUUUAGCUUCCGCCAUCAAAGCCACAACUUCGAGUUUAGACAGCUUGAUGUA
Molecule: messenger RNA, 2060 nt
Organism: Aaosphaeria arxii CBS 175.79
Lineage: Eukaryota; Fungi; Ascomycota; Dothideomycetes; Pleosporales
Product: GMC oxidoreductase
Exons: 1
Coding region: 275-1951 (558 amino acids)
Molecular function (GO): oxidoreductase activity, acting on CH-OH group of donors; flavin adenine dinucleotide binding
Source: RefSeq, a predicted model, not a curated record